ACGUGACUUUAGUAAACAAUAGCAAAGACAGCUAGCUAGAGGUGAUGCACGCUUAGUUUUUGUGGUCAGUGCGAUGGACGAGACGUGAUUGGGUUCAUCAUACAUAGUUUGGAGUUUUGGACUGUUGUAUUGAUUCAUGUGUAUUGCUAGUUCUCUAUAUUCUUCCACAUGAGCUGAACUUCCUAUAGCUACGACAUGGGUAUUCCAAAGGUUUGGCUCAUAACGUUUGUAUCGGUUUGCACGAGCGCUCAGUACCAACCCAACUGGGACUCGAUCGACUCGCGGUCCCUGCCCGCGUGGUAUGACCAGUCCAAGUUCGGUGUCUUCAUUCACUGGGGACUCUACAGCGUACCAAGCUUCGAACCAAACAGUGAGUGGUUCUGGUGGAGAUGGAAAGGCAGUGAUCCAAGUCCUGAUGUGGACAAGUUUAUGAAAGACAUUUACAAACCUUACUUCACAUAUUCUGACUUUGCUUCCAGUUUCAGAGCUGAGUUCUUUGACCCUUAUGAGUGGACAGAUAUCCUUCAAGCCUCUGGAGCAAAAUAUGUAGUAUUGACGAGCAAGCACCAUGAUGGGUUUACAAACUGGCCUUCAAAAUAUUCAUGGAACUGGAACUCUGAUAUUGGACCAAGCAGGGAUCUUGUAGGUGAACUUGCUAGUGCAUUACGAAAUGAAACUGACAUUCGUUUUGGGCUCUACUACUCGCUUUAUGAAUGGUUUAAUCCACUGUAUCUAGAAGAUAAGGCUAAUAGAUUCAGAACCAAUGAGUACUGUAUGCAAUUGCUUUGGCCAGAGUUGUUGGAGCUUGUAAAUAAGUAUAAACCUGAUGUUUUCUGGUCUGAUGGAGACACGCAGGCUUAUGAUAGUUACUGGAACAGUACAGAGAUCCUGGCCUGGCUCUAUAAUUCUAGUCCAACAAAGGACACCAUAGUGACCAAUGAUCGUUGGGGAUACGGCACUAGAUGCAGACAUGGAGGUUUUUAUACCUGUAAAGAUGAGCAUAAACCUAUGAUUCUACGGAGGCAUAAAUGGGAGAAUUAUGUGAGUAUUGAUAAAGCAUCAUCAGGAUUCAGACGUACUGCCUCACUUACCGACUAUAGAAACAUGGAUGAACUCAUUGAAUUACUUGCUAGCACUGUCAGCUGCAACGGCAAUCUUAUAAUUAACAUUGGCCCGACAGCUGAGGGUGAUAUCAUACCCAUCUAUGAAGAACGUCUUAGAUCCAUGGGUGAUUGGCUGAAGGUGAAUGGAGAAGCUAUCUUUGAAACCAGGCCUUGGAGGGCACAAAAUGAUACUGUCACUGAAGGAAUCUGGUAUACCAACAAGACUACUGGUAUCUAUGCUAUAGUCCUGGACUGGCCGACUAACAAUAAGCUGUUUCUAGGUGCCCCUAUACCUUCCUCUCAGUCUUCCCUGUUCAUGUUGGGGUAUAACCAGCCAUUGAAGUGGUCUGGAUAUGCCGGUAAACCUGGUAUCCACGUUACCAUGCCCCAACUCAACCCAGCAACAAUGCCAUGUGAAUGGGCUUGGGUGAUUAAGAUGAAGAUGGUUCAGUAAUAGAGUGAGUUGUGGGAGGGGUUGGUUGCCGGGGUAGAAGGACACGUGUCAUUUGCACUGCUAUCCAUAAUGUGUGACUGAACAGCAUAGCAAUUCUGUAAAAAAUGUCUUAAUUAGAGAGAUAGUCCAGGGGGUAGGUUUCGUACUUUGAACCACAAAGUACCAGGUUCAAAUCUCUACAUACAGCAGCAGUAAUGUUCUACAAACGGUGUAAAGAUGGUAUUACAGAAUACAGUACAAUAUAUACAUAUGAAUAUUCCAAUGCAUAAAGAAAACAUACACUACACAAAACAAUAAUCCAAAAUCUGAACAAUACUUAAAUAGAAAAGAAGAGAAACAGUAUAUGUAAAUGUGGGGGGUCAUUUGAAACGUUUAAAACUUAUAACAUAAUCCCAAUUUGGUCAUUAAAAGUUUGAUUUUGCAGAGAAAGACUAGGGGGAAAAAUGAAAUGUAAUUGAGGUAACUUGGUCUAGGGAAUUAAAGUUUUUGUAGAAGAAAUGUUUUGAAGUUUAUAUUUGAAUAUAUUAAGGGAUAGUGAACUUUUUACAUCUUCAGGGAGACUGUUCCAGAAUACAGGACCAUUAGGAAUUAUUGACUUUCGGGAUAAGGAUAAUUUCCCACAUGAAAGAGGGUAAUUAGAUUUUCUUCUAGUAUCAUAAUUGUGAAUAUCAGAAUUUUUACAAAAUAAAGAAUAAAAAGAUUAUUGGAAGUAAUUUCUUGUAGUAUGAAGAUGAAUCUACAUUUGCCACAUAUGAUGAAUGUGAGGUAAAUGGAUACUUAGCAGGAAUUAAUUCCUUUCAAAGCAGAUAUGAACUGGCAGUCAAUAGCACCACCACCUCACAUCCUCAACUACUCAACACUGUCCAGGUUGUUAACCCAGAAUGCAACAUUCUUAUCAGUGUAGUCUUGUGUUACAGGCCCACUUGAAUGAUAACAUGCUAAUUCAGUACUCAAUGGAUUCUUACCAAAGUUUUCUUGCCCAUUAGUUACCAAAAACAUUUUCAGUUUCUCUGUACAACUCCAAUCAAAGGCUAUUCUCUGUGUUAUUAAUAGUUAUCUAUGAAAACAUUACUUUUGAGACUAGCUAUGUAAACCACAGAAUCGAUGAGAGACCACACAGUGUUGGUAAAUUCCUCAUCCUCUAAAUGCUUGUGCGGUGUAAAGGGUUACCGGGGUAAGCCAGGGUUAUGAAGUUCUUAGGAAGCAUAUAGAGAUGUUAAACAAAACAUUCAAUUUGUUCAACAUGAUAAGUGCUAUUCAAGAAGAGAGUUUUGUAAUUGUUAUUAUUAUCAGAUAGUGGGAACAUGACCACUUUUCUUUAGUAUUAAUAAGAACAACCAGUUUAUAACUUAUAAGGACCACUAUUUUGUUGAUGAAGUAUUCAGAUGUGCGAAUAAAUGUAUUUUUAGCAGUACUUUAACAGCAUUGUUAGCAGUGCUACUUAAUGAUCAGUUUAUAAGGAACUUUCCUCCUUCACAACAUUGGUUUUUUGCAAUGAACAUACUAAAUAUGUUUUACACAAAUGUUUUUUAAAUAAAUAUGUAUACACAUAUGUUACAUAUGUUUUACUCGCAGUACUAUGAUAUAUCACUUUUUUUGGGGGGGGGGUUCGUAAACCACCUUGUCAUAAUUUUUUUUUUGGGGGGGUGUCCAUGUCCCAGUUUAUCAAUAACCCUGUGCUAUUUAUUCCUCUUUUUAAUUUAACAUUUGAAAUUUUAGAUCAAUUCCUCCUGCUAAACUGGGCAUGCAGUUAAUUUUACAAACACAAUAUUGGGGAUAGCCAAGUCAUUUUGAAGGACAUGCGGUAGUAGGACUUUUGGCCCGGGGGGGGGGGCCACUUACACUUAUUGACGGGUGGAUACCAUGCGUGACAAAAAAACACGUAAAAGGAUGUCUUUUUCAAGAUAGGGCAUGUUACGUACUUAACGUAAGAAGGGUGUCAAAAACACUAAAAUAAUGAAAAAAGGGUAUCUAUUUUCGCUAGGAAAGCUACAUGUUUAGGGUCAAAUUUACGAAGGUGUAAAAACUUAAGUCUAAAAUGUUUUAUAAAGGAUGUACUUUCUGCCCCAAGAGUCAACACUACGGGUUUAGAGUACGGAUUUGCGCGAGAUGAGGUGGGGCUGUACUAAAACCAAUGAUGUUGGUAAAGGUACGACCGACGUCCGUGACUAUAUCGCUGUACUUGUUUAGGGGUCAAUUCAGGGAGUACUUGGCAAGAGUAUCGUUUUGUUUGCAAUACUUGUAAAGGGUAGGGUUUCACACGCCAAUACUUGUUACGGGGUGCAUUUUCAGAAUAUGGAAAAUACUUGUUUAGGGUGCUUUUCGAAACCCCAUGGUCGCGCAUGGUAUCCACUCGUCAAUGGAAGUGCCCCCCCCCCCCCCCGGACUAUUGGUAGGUCUGUCC
Lytechinus pictus (painted urchin) is the source of this 3961-nucleotide messenger RNA. Its product is annotated as alpha-L-fucosidase-like. Gene Ontology annotation, molecular function: alpha-L-fucosidase activity. Gene Ontology annotation, biological process: fucose metabolic process; glycoside catabolic process. The transcript has 8 exons. Lineage: Eukaryota; Metazoa; Echinodermata; Echinoidea; Temnopleuroida; Toxopneustidae. Bases 196 to 1557 code for a protein of 453 amino acids. The record is from RefSeq and is a predicted model, not a curated record. Gene Ontology annotation, cellular component: lysosome.